Molecule: messenger RNA, 4232 nt
Organism: Scleropages formosus (Asian bonytongue)
Lineage: Eukaryota; Metazoa; Chordata; Actinopteri; Osteoglossiformes; Osteoglossidae
Gene: cab39l1
Product: calcium binding protein 39, like 1
Exons: 9
Coding region: 321-1352 (343 amino acids)
Biological process (GO): intracellular signal transduction
Molecular function (GO): protein serine/threonine kinase activator activity
Source: RefSeq, a predicted model, not a curated record
CCUCGCACGGGUGCCCUCCCAUCCACUCGUCGGGCGCUCCUGUCGAGAAGGUGGAGAAUGUGUCUUCAGAGAGCCGAGUGAAACGGAAACACUCAUUAAAACUAUUUCCAAUUAAUCCACAGAAAGGACAGUGACUCAAGAAUGAGGACCUAAGUGUGGAUUGUUGUUUUUUUUUUUUUUUCCCCCUCCUCCCUUCAGCAUUCACCUCUUCCAUCUGGCUAACCAAGUUGUUAGUUAGCCAAUCAUCUUGACAAAAUUAAAAUUCGAGUUUGUGUUCUAGGUGCUACAAGUCGUCGCACUGCCAACACAGCUUCUCCAUCAUGCCUUUUCCCUUUGGAAAGUCCCAGAAGAGCCCAGCAGACAUUGUGAAGAGCCUGAAGGACAACAUGGCCUGUCUGGAAAAGCUGGAGGCUUCUGAGACCAAGAAAUGUGAGAAGGUGUCGGAGGAGGUGUCGAAGGGCCUGUCAUCACUGAAGGAAGUGCUGUGCGGUACAGGUGACAAGGAGCCGCAGACGGAGGCCGUGGCUCAGUUGGCGCAGGAGCUGUACAACACUAACCUGCUCAUCGCCCUCAUUGCCAACCUGCAGAGGAUUGACUUUGAGGGAAAGAAGGACGUGGUGCAGCUGUUCAGCAACAUUGUACGGCGUCAGAUCGGCACCCGAACACCCACCGUGGAGUACAUUUCUUCUCACCCUCAAAUCCUCUUCAUGCUGCUAAAAGGGUACGAGAACGCCGAGGUGGCCCUGAACUGUGGCAUGAUGUUGCGGGAGUGCUUGCGUCACGAGCCACUGGCGCGCACCGUGCUCUUCUCCGAGGAGUUCUACCACUUCUUCCACUAUGUGGAGCUCUCCACUUUCGACAUCGCCUCCGAUGCCUUUGCCUCCUUCAAGGACCUGCUCACAAGGCAUAAGCUUAUGUGUGCAGAUUUUCUGGAGACAAAUUACGACAGGGUGUUUACAGAAUAUGAGAAGCUCUUGCAUUCCGAUAACUAUGUCACCAAACGUCAGUCUUUGAAGCUGCUGGGAGAACUUCUGCUGGACAGACACAACUUCACCGUCAUGACCAAGUACAUCAGUCGGGCUGAGAACCUGAAGCUCAUGAUGAACCUGCUGAGGGACAACAGCCGCAACAUCCAGUUUGAGGCGUUCCAUGUCUUCAAGGUGUUUGUGGCGAACCCCAACAAAACGCAGCCGGUUCUGGACAUCCUGUUGAAGAACCAGGCCAAGCUGGUGGACUUUCUGAGCCGUUUCCAGACGGACCGGUCCGAGGACGAGCAGUUCUGCGAUGAGAAAAACUACCUGAUCAAGCAGAUCCGAGACCUCAAGAGGCCUCCGGCGCAGGGAGAUGCUUAGAGGCAGAGUGGUAGCCGUGCGCCACGCGGGGGUGAGCAGGUUGAGGGGAGAGGCUGGUACCAAGAGCAAAAGAGAGCUGAGCAGGACUCGAGGAAGGAGCAGAGGGAUGAAUUGGGUUAGAGGAAGAGAGACGAGAGAUAGAAUCGCUGCCUUCUUUUCAUGCUUCGUCUCUGAUGUGGAAAUGACGUCUUGCACGAGUGGCCAAGGGCGCACCUUACCGGGCCCGAAAUCCUCUUUCCGCUCCCGAGUCCCUCUUGGAUGUUGGCCGCUUUUUCUUCUCUUGACAAAUGGAACAAACAAAAAUUGAAGCUCCCCUCCUACAUCGCAAAUGUAUGAAAGAGUAGAUGUUUAAAAAAAAAAAAAAAAACCCUUAAAAAUGAUCUAGUUAAGUGCGAAAGGCAAUUUGUGACAUCAUUUUGUGGGGCCCGAACGAAACACUGGAGCAAACUGCUUUUGGCCCGUUUUCCAAUAGUGGAGGACCAGUAUGCUGGUUGUUGUGCGCUCUUCUUUUCUAGUGAGAUUGUUUUUGAAGAUGUGACUUGAUAGACAUUUUAUAAAAGUGAGUAAAGUUAUCAUGGGUCAGAAUCAGCUACGGUGCACCUGCAGACCCACCAGGGGUGGAUGUAGACACAUAAGGGGGACGUGGUAAAGGAACUCUCACGUGAAUGGCAUGUGAAUUUCAAGCCUUAUGCACACUGCUGGAUUAAUAUUAUUUUAGCAAUUUGAGAUUUUUUUUUUCCUUAUGUCUGUGGGGUUGGGCCACAGAAAAGUUGUACAUAGCAACCGCAUUGUUUCUGAUGCUGCAUUUAGGAAAGUGUUCCUUUAGACAUAUACUGUAGAUUGGUGUUUGUUUUUUUUUUUUUUUUUUUUUUUUUUUAAAUUAUUUAAAUAUGAUUCCCUUGGGCGUUUUUAUAAAGGGAACCAUCCAAGAUGUCAAAAUAGGAUCUCUGCUUAGCUUGGGAAAUAAUUUACAUAUUUUUGUCUAUGGUUUUGAAUUUUUUUUUGGACAUUAUCAAAGUAAUAUGGCAGUGAAUGGAGCACAAUGUGAGAACUCAGUAAUGCACAUUAUUAAUAUCUAUACCUACAUUUACUAUAAUAGGCCAGGAACUGUAAAACAGAGCAGAGCUGGAAAGUAAUGACCUCAGAUUCUAAAUAAAUGCUAAAUGGGAAAAUGUUACUUCAGUAUAUGUACUGUAGUUUCUUAUGUGCUGAUGUAAGUCCGCAGUAAAUGGACUUUUACUGCUGCACUUUUUACCCAACAUCAGAACUCGAAUUUGGGUUUCUGUUCUGGAGCCCUUCAUACAUCAAGAGUUUCUGGUUGGUACCGCGGAAGUGUGAUUUCCAAGUCACAUGCGUUAAAUUAAAACUCAUGCAGUUGCCUACAUUGUGAAACUUGAAAGCAACCAUAAGGGCACAAAUUUCCACACCUCCUGCUCACCUUAACUUAUUGUUAUGAUGGCUUGUUCUUGGUUUAGGAUUUUUUUUUUUUUUUUUUUUUUUUGGUCAAUCAUGUCUUCAGAUAUUUUUAGUGAUAAACUGGCACUUAAGUUCUGCUGUCAUCUUUUUGCACAAGUUUUCAUACAUUCCUUGUGUGCACUUUGUAGACUAGUAUUUCACUGACACAUAAAAUUUUUACUUUAGAGUGGAACGAUAACAAUGUACUGAAUGCGUAGUGCUGGUGAUCAUAUAGAAUAUACAGAUCUCUCAGUCCUCCCUUUUCAGCUAUUUAUGAGAGACAUUUAUUGACCACUUUAAUGGAUUUCAAGGGAUCUCCUGAAUGUUUUCACAUUAAUGAAAAACAGAUACAGCGAUUGAAUUGUGCAACAGAAUAAGUGUUCUGAACAAAGAGAAUUAAAACCCUGCAAAAUAUGGUCAAGUACUCAGCGAAUAGGACAUAGUUCUUUCUGAUCAGCCAUUCAUUAUUAAAAGCAGUAUGGUAAACCCAUUCUUCUAAAUGCAAGUUGCUUUUGGUUUAGGAGGUGGAUGGAAAGGAGAAAAUGACUGCUUUCAGAAUUUUUGAGAGCGUGUGUCACCGACCUCAGCGUGUGCUGAAAACGGGUGUGAAGACAGUACUGCUGGUUUGCUGCCUUGGACGGAUGCAGUCCUGUCUCCUGCAGUGUGCUGUUUAUAGACCGACCCAGUAAGCAAAUGACCGUAGAAUUUUAAGUUCCCCUCUUUGUCCUUGAAUGAUUUAUCUGUAUCUUUCCAGUGAAAACGGUCCAGAGUGACCUAGAUUUGAAUGUGACCUUUCAAAUGGGUGCAUUUGUACGUUAGACUGACAUUUAAACUCACUCCUUAAGGUGUACCUCAUUUACUUACAUAAUUUAUUAUAGCUUGUUUGGGGGAAGAACUGAAUUUCAAACAUAGAGAUGAAAUUUUUUUGCUAAAUGUACGAUCAACAAAUCAGACCAUGUGUGGUAGAUUAACCCUGCUAGGACACCCUGAACCACUUUGUGACCAAGAGAAUAAGAAUUGGAGCCAAGACUGCUAUACGUAAAAGAUCCAGUCAUCUGCGUGAAUUAAUCGAAUAGUGAAAACGCGACAGUGAAAUGCAGGAACGUGCGGCCCAAUCAUCAAUGUUUGGAGACCUAUAAUGUUUCGCAGCACUGGGGGAAAAGAUGCUGUGCCACUGGCAGUCACAAAACCAAAGCAGGGGGUUCUGAUGAGCAGAAGUCUGAACUGUAAAUAUUCGCUGCACCUUUUGUUUCUGUUUUCGUCAGAAAACUAUUCUCAGCCAACACUGAAUGUCUCUUGGUAUCGCUUCAUGCUGUCUUUACUGUUUCCAAAGACUUUCCCAGUAUUUCUUUUUUUUUUGGAAAGGUGAAAGGACUUGAGGUGGAUUCAGAAACAGGAAAUAAAAUCAGUCUGUUAAAAUGCAAA